Apaloderma vittatum (bar-tailed trogon) is the source of this 723-nucleotide messenger RNA. It is a transcript of the gene CHPT1, whose product is annotated as choline phosphotransferase 1. Lineage: Eukaryota; Metazoa; Chordata; Aves; Trogoniformes; Trogonidae. The transcript is spliced from 3 exons. The record is from RefSeq and is a predicted model, not a curated record. Gene Ontology annotation, biological process: phosphatidylethanolamine biosynthetic process. Gene Ontology annotation, cellular component: endoplasmic reticulum membrane; Golgi apparatus. The annotation marks the transcript as partial. Gene Ontology annotation, molecular function: diacylglycerol cholinephosphotransferase activity; ethanolaminephosphotransferase activity.
CUUCAGUAUGUCUCAACCCUCUGUGUUGCAGGAGCUUAUGAUUCUCCGUAACAGCUGCUACCUGCCAAAUAAAAAUCCCGAGGCCGCCCGAUCCAUGAGUGGGCAUCGAAACGUCAAGAGGCGAUGUGGGGAGUCGCACCUGGAAUCCCCCGCGGGCUGCGGUCACGGUCCCGCCGCUGGCUGCGUGUUAAGCAAACUCGUUCAGUUGCCUACACCUCCCUUGUCAAAGCACCAGCUGAAACGGUUAGAAGAACACAAAUAUCAGAGUGCCGGACGGUCCCUGCUUGAACCCCUAAUGCAAGGUUACUGGGAAUGGUUAGUUGGAAGAGUUCCAGCCUGGAUUGCCCCGAAUCUCAUCACCAUCAUUGGACUGUUAAUAAAUAUAUUUACAACCCUGCUAUUAGUAUAUUACUGCCCAACAGCUACAGAGCAGGCCCCUCCCUGGGCGUACAUCGCGUGCGCGUGCGGCCUUUUCAUCUACCAGUCUCUGGAUGCGAUAGACGGAAAACAAGCGAGAAGGACGAACAGCAGUACUCCGUUAGGAGAACUUUUUGAUCAUGGCUGUGAUUCGCUUUCCACAGUCUUUGUGGUUUUGGGAACUUGUAUUGCUGUGCAGCUGGGAACGAACCCUGACUGGAUGUUCUUUUGUUGUUUUGCUGGAACAUUCAUGUUUUACUGCGCGCACUGGCAGACGUACGUCUCUGGAACGUUGCGCUUUGGCAU